Messenger RNA from Ahaetulla prasina, 6778 nucleotides. RefSeq names its product disintegrin and metalloproteinase domain-containing protein 20-like. Bases 2910 to 4997 code for a protein of 695 amino acids. Gene Ontology annotation, cellular component: sperm head plasma membrane; plasma membrane; external side of plasma membrane. Lineage: Eukaryota; Metazoa; Chordata; Lepidosauria; Squamata; Colubridae. The record is from RefSeq and is a predicted model, not a curated record. Gene Ontology annotation, molecular function: metalloendopeptidase activity. Gene Ontology annotation, biological process: proteolysis; male gonad development. The transcript has a single exon.
AUACAAGUUAUUUGGAAAGUCAUAGAUUGUAGAAAACUAUUCUAAGGUUAUUACUAUAUUCUUAUCAAUCGCUCCCUUUGAAUUAUGAAGAGCUAAUCAUACUGAGAAGUAUUUAAUACUCUUAAAUAUAUGCAAUGCAUUUCUCCAAAGAACUAAGAAAGAUGUUUGUAUUUUCUCUUUCUUACUGUUGCCCUCAUAGUAACCGAGUUGAUUGAAGUCCUUGUACAGGACAGAGGGAUUCAUCUGAAAUUGAGUCAGUAGUUCAAGGUCACUAAUAGUGUAUCCCUAUAAAUCUCUAUUCAAAUGUGACAGCUAUAUUCAGUGGUACAUAUUUCCCAAUGUCUGAACAUGACACACAUUCUGAAGUCCCCUGGAACAGUAGCGCAGAAAUAGAGGGUGAGUUUGAUGUUUGCUGAGUUAUAGAGAAAGAAAAAAAAAAUGGGACUGCAUAUUUUAGGGUGAUAAAUUUUCCACCACUGAAAAGAAAGAGCAUCAAAUAUAAUGUGAAAGAAGAAGAAAGCGCUUAAAAACCCUACUUUAUCCUUAAAUGAUUUGAUAUUUUCUUACCCUGCAGAACUUUUCCCUAAACUUUUCUCCCCCCUCCCCCCUCCUAGUUACUUUGCUUUCCUGUAUUUCUCUUUUCCUCUUCCCUCUUUCCACUCUCCUAAUUCAUGUUGUAUUGCUUCCAUCUCCUUUUCCCACUUUCAAGAGAAUGGGAAGAUCCCCAUAGCAGAUUUACAGAGUAGAAAAAUAAGGCCGCCUCUGUGCCCAUACAUUUCCAGUUGUAACUUGUUCAGAGUUGAUUGAUUGCAGCAGGCUAAAAUUGAGUGAGUGAAAAAAAGAAAAAGAUAUUGUGUAAUUAAUUUCCUUUAAGUUAUGUUAUUACGAACAGCAUUGGAAUACACACACACACACACAUACACACACACAAAUUGCAAAGUAAGACAGAGCAAUACUCCCAGAAAAUACUGACUGGUAUAUAUGGUGAGGAAUAAGAUUAUUGUCGACUAGAGACAAGGUGAGAGGAAUAUUUUACAGAAGAUAGAACAAAAGAUCAUAGAAAUUCGGAAUACAGCGCAGAAUCAUCAUCAUUUGUCACAGCUGCCAUUAUCAAGCUUCUAGUUGAAAAGAUGUGAAAACCACUAUUUCUGCAUUGUGACUGCCUGAUCUAGAAUGCCAAGAAUGCCUACAAAUCCCUUAGAAUGAACUUUGUUGAUACAGAAUAAUGAUAACACUAAUCUCGGAAAGAAAGAAUCAGACUAAAGAAUUACUUUGUCCUGGAUGACAUUAGAUUGCACAAGAACACAUUAUUUGUGAAUACAACUGUAAGCCGGAAACGGUUUCUGGAGUUGAACUUCGAAGCUAUCUGCAUGCUGGGUUAGCUUCGAAGCUGGGAGGGAGGGCUUUCAAACGAACAGUAAGUUAUGCCUUCCUCUUCUUAAUCACCUUCAAUGAUUAUUAUUCUAUCUUAAGCUAAUUUAAAAGAGGCUCAUUCUAGCAACAGCCUGCUAUACCUUUUUGAAGGUAUGCACCAUUUUAGGGAUUUCUUUUUGUCUCUAAGAACAAGGAAGAAGGCUGCUAAGGCAAGCCAAAUAAGGAAGUGUGCUGAGAAAACAAAGAAACAAAAAUGCUGAAGGAGAAAAAUAAAGAUUGAAAGCUGUGAUUUUAGUUCACUACUAUUGUAACUGGUAGCUUGAUCUUCCUAGCUGUGGAUGGCUAAAAUCUUCUGAUUCUGACUAAAAGAGGAAGCCAAGAUGGUGGAGACAUAUUUGAAAGGUCUCUAAAUAAAAUACAACAAUUUGUUGACCAGUUGUUCUCUGGUGACAAAAAAUCUUCUCAAAGUACUCCUGAGAUGCAAACAUGUGGAGAAUGUUACCAAACUGCUGAGGCAACUUCACAAGGAGCUGAAAAUGCAGAGGAGUUUAUCACAGUUUUGGAAGAACCGGAUAUUAACUUUCACUUUCACCUUUACUACUAUGGUCCAAAUGUAAAUCUCUCAACACAACUGAAAGAAGAACAUUGAGAAAAAAGACAAAUUUGGGACUUUUUCUUUAAGGACAUUAACAAGGUUGAAGAUCUCAUGAUAAAAAGAAAGGCCUUCAAAAUGUAUUCAAGAGUACCUGUAUUAGGAGAAAGUUAAAGAAAAUGAUGUACCAGUUUAAAGAAAAACUGUAAAAAAAGGAUGUUUUUUUAAAAAAAUAUUCUGUAAGGGUAGUUUGGCAGGAGGGAGCUAAAUGCAAUACUGAAGUGAUUUGAAUACUUGAAUGUUAAGUCAAAGAAAAAGAUGUAUUAGAUAGAAAGUUUUGAUUUUUUUUAAAAAAAGUGGUUUUUAGUACUUUUAAGGGAAAAAAGGGGGGAGGGGUUUUUCUCCUUUUUUUCAGUAAGACCAAAGAAUUUGAAAGAAUAUAAUAAAUUUUAUUUAUUGGUACACUAGAUAUACUUGUGUAAAGGUCCCUAUUUUGCACACAAAUUUCAAAUACGGAAUUCUGGGCAAUGCCACUGAGGGUCAACAAUGGGACAUCUGGAUCAGGGGACCCAAACAAACACAGCCGUUAGUCUUAUCAGGAUUGAACUUGAGUCUGAAAGUUUGCUUCUGCUUCAGUGACUUGGGACUAGGGUGGUUUGGAAUGGCAAAAUAGCCUACCUGAUGGAAUAGAUCAAUCCUAUUGGACUCUGCCUGCCAACUAGAGGGAGGGGCUUUCCUGAAAGUUCUGGAAUGCCCUCCAAGAAGAUACAGGAAAAAGCCGUUUGCUGUACAGCCAAAGGGAGCUCCAUGGCUGCCCUCCUCCCACUACAGUGGUGGCGGCGGAGUUUUAUUUUUAUCCUCUGCCUUCCGCCUUGCUGCUUUCAUCAUUGUCACUCUCCAACGUGAGGCAAGGCCUCCCCUCCCUUGGCCCCUGAAGGGAGAAAUGGGGUUGGGUAGAGGAUUUUUCUGUCUCGUUCUUGCCUCUGGGAUAUUCUGGAGUCAGCCCAUUUGUCAUGUACCACCUCAGGGGUUUCCCUUCAUUUCUUACGAAGUUAUUAUCCCAAGAAGGAUGGCACCCCGACGAGGCCGGGAACCCCAAGAUCUUACUUAUUUAAUGGAGAUAGAAGGGAAAGGCCAUGUGGUACACCUCAGGCAGAAGAAGAAUUUCGUUCCUAAACACUUCCCUGUUUUUACCUACAAUGAAGAUGGAGACAUUGAGGUGGACUACCCUUUCAUCAAGAAUGACUGCUUUUACUAUGGUUUUGUACAUGACGAGCCUUCCUCUCUAGUCACCCUCAGCAGUUGCUCAGGAGGACUCAGAGGCUUUCUGCAAGUGGGUAAUAAGCUCUACGAAAUUGAACCUCUGCAGACAUCUACUUUUCAGCACAUGGUCUACAGACUGGAAGAGAAGGGGAUUGAUAUCCCAAUCAGGUGUGGAGUAAUGGAAGAAGACAAAAAUCACCCGGAGGCCAUGAUCCAGAACAGAGAGAAUAUUGUAAGCAAAAGUGCUUUGAGCGGACUAUGGCAAACAUACCCCAGGUACAUGAAGAUAGCGAUUGUAGUAGAACAUGAACGAUAUGUCCAAUUUGGUAAAAACGAAACUGCCACUACUAGGCAAGUCCUGGAUAUUGUUCACCUUGCAGAUUCGCUGUAUAAGCCUCUUGGGAUUCAUCUGGUGGUGGUUGGAUUAGAAAUAUGGUCACAAAAGAACCUCAUUGCAAUAGCCAAAAGCAUAGACGAAUUGCUUGACACGUUCAAUACGUGGAGGAAAACGAUACUUGUCCAGCAUCUAAGGCAUGAUGUUGGCCACUUAUUUGUGUAUAAGCAUUUUGGGUUUAAGUUUGGAUUAUCGUUUGUUGGAUCUGUGUGUGAUCCGAACUGGGCGUCUGCUGUUGAGGCAUUUAUUACUUCUAGUUUAUUUUCUUUCACAAUAACUUUUGCUCAUCAACUGGGUCAUAACCUUGGUAUGCAGCAUGAUGAGAAAUCCUGCACCUGUAAACAGCAUUCUUGUAUUAUGGCUCCCUUCCAAAGCAACACAAGUAAGUUCAGCAACUGCAGUUAUACCAGUUAUUCUAAGCUAAUGGAUACUAGUAGCAAGCAAUGUCUGUUAAUUCCGCCAGAACAUGAGAAAUUGUAUGACCUCAAAAACUGUGGCAACAAGGUGGUAGAGAGUGGAGAACAGUGUGACUGUGGUUCAAAGUUCCACUGUGAAUCAGAUGCAUGUUGCCAGUCUAACUGUAUGUUGCGUUCAGGAGCCACUUGUGCUUUUGGAAAAUGCUGUGCUGACUGUCAGCUUCUUCCAGCCGGAACAGUUUGUAGAGAAAGGACUAACAUAUGCGAUCUUCCCGAAUACUGCACCGGAAUUUCAGAGUGGUGUCCUGAAGAUGUUUAUGUACAGGAUGGAGCUCCGUGCUCUGAUGGAGGCUAUUGCUAUCAUGGAGAAUGCUCUACUCACAGUGAGCAAUGCAAAGUUAUCUUUGGCGAAGAAGCAUUGGUUGCCCCAGUGGAGUGCUUCAAAGCAAUAAAUUCUCGAGGUGAUCGUUUUGGCAAUUGUGGCGUUAUUCCUGGUAAUAUGUAUAAGAAGUGUUGGAACAAUAAUGUCUUGUGCGGCAGAGUCCAGUGUGUAAACAUCGGCGAAGUGCCUAAUUUCAAUGAGCAGACCACCAUCAUUCAAACGCCUGUUAGCAACCAUUUGUGCUGGGGUAUAGAUUCUCCAAGUGGAAUUGGUGUAGUUGAUGUUGGAGCAGUGAAAGAUGGCACGCAGUGUGGCCUUGGCAUGAUAUGCAUUAAUGGUGAUUGCAUCAAGGUCUCCCUCCUGAACUAUGAUUGUAAUCAAACCAAAUGUCACGACAAAGGAAUAUGCAACUCCCAUAAACAUUGUCAUUGUAACUCUGGUUGGGCUCCUCCAUACUGCCUAAAGAAAGGCAGUGGUGGCAGCAUUGAUAGUGGGCCUCCUCCACCCAGCAGUGCCAGUGAAAGAAGGACUAAAGGCAUUGUAAUAGUUCUUCUAGCUGGGUUUGGCAUCUUAUAACAAACUGAAUGUCGGAUGACAGACUUCGAUAACUCCGAUUCCAAUAUGAGGACAAGUGUCCAGCCUGAUAUUAUAAACUCUUAGGAGGCUAGGAGGAUAUAAGAAAUAUCCUUUCAAUGCAUUGUGCUGGAAAUAAUGCAAUUUGUUUCUUGCAAUUUGGCCUCUAAAGAUAGUUUUACCAUCUUUAACUCUGUAGCUUUCUAGGCAUAUUGUCUUAUGAAAAGCCUUAUGACUGUCUGAAUGUCAUGUGGGGUGGCCCGAACAUUUAGAUAAUUACUGGGGAAUAUCCACAAGAGUGCUGUUGCAGUUCAUUCCCCUCCUUAUUGAAAUGGGUGGUCGUUGCAGACUAUGUGGAUGUAAUCCAGGCUAUUGGGGAAACUAUCAGAUAAAAAUAUACUAAAAAAAUUCAAACUUUAUCCACUACUUUAAAUGGCUCUUCCUAUAAAAAGUGCUGUAUGGAGGGAACAACUGAAGUUUCUUGUUCUUGUUAAAGCUGAACCCGCUCAGUACUUAACAAAUUGGUACCAUAAUAUUUUGGAUUCAAAUACUUUUGAAAGCAUUUCUUGAAAGUAUAUGCAGCUGGUAAAAUUUGAUUGGAAGCGGACAAUGAUAGAGCUGCUUAGAGAAGUAAAAUGGGUACCUAGACAGAUCAGGUUUGCAAUGGCAUCUUCAGUUGAUUUAUCUGAACGGCCUAUUAUGAUGAGAUGCAUCUUUACAUGUGCACAUUUUAAAUGCCGUUUUGAAAAGGCAAAAGUGCAGCUGGGGCUGAUCGUUGUAUACAUACUGUGAAUGGGAAAAGGACCAGAUGAUGAAGUAGCAAAGUCAAAGGUCGCAUUUUGCUCAGAAGGAACAUUGCUCUAAACUCUACAGUAAGAGCAGUAGCAUUGGGCUCCUAGUGUCUGACAUUUCUUUAGAAAAGAAUACCUCAAAAUUGCACAUCCAAGAACUUUUUGCUCAAGAGCUGUAUGGGUAUCCUUAAUUACAGAGUUUUGCAAAGGUAUUGAACACGAGAUCAAAUACUGCACAGAAUCAUAGUAUAAAUAAUCUACCACAGACCACGUUAACCUUUGACAAUAUAUUUCUUCUAGUGGGGUUUUAUAUAUUUAAUACAAGAUUUGAGGUAGUGGUGAAAUUGUUUGGUGCUCGUACCAACACUCCCAUUGACUUCAGUGAUAUAUAAUCAUGUGUAACUGUAUUGGGAAUCUGCUUGCAGCUUAAUUGUUACCCUGCUAUUCUGUAGUGACUCCAGUGUAUUGACAUCGAUUCAGAAACUGUUUAGUAAGCAUGAGAAUAAACACGUUAUUGUAAAAUUGUGAUGACAAAAAAUUUAGUUUGUUCAGAUUUUUUUUCUGUAGUUUUUGCAGAAAACACAAGUGCAAACCAGCAGAGUUUUAUAUGCAAUAGCAGCAAUGCUCCUUCAGCAAUCAAACAUCUGAAAUGAAUACAUUAUUUCUGGAAUUGGGUAAUAUAAUAUUCCUGUCAUUAUUUAGGAAAACGCAAUCUAAAUUUUAAACAUUCUGUAUCAUUUACAGUCUGCCUUGCCCACUCUUUUAUCUUUGAAUUUCCUUUCAUAAUCCGUACACGACCACUGCAUUUGUUAUCACUUGAGUUUCCUGUAAAAAUUAUUUUGUAUAUCUGAACAAUAACACUUCUUCAAAACAGACCCAGUUUACUAUAUAUCUUUAAAAGAGGGAUCUCAGCCAGCUAUCAUUUAUUACUUAUCACAUUGUAUAAUACAGUAACUACUUUCAAAUGUGCUUUGUUAUUGUAUAACCAUGAGA